AUGGAAAUGUCGAAUGGACUGGCUAAUAUUCCGGUUUUUAAUCGACCUCAUAUUCAAGGAGAUCAGCUACGUUCCGACAGAAAAACUCUAAGUAAUAUAUCAAGUGAUUUUGUACCAAAAUCAGAUCAGAAGUUGCCUUCCAUGGAACAAAAUCGUACCAGCAAAACCACACUAAACUUUACCGAUAUAAAAACAAGCACGCAAAAACCAUCAGAACCACGACAUGAUGCCCACUUGUUAUCUAUCCGAAAACAUCGGUCCUCAUUCACAUCAACAUCGUCUGCAGGUUCUCCGCUUUCUAAAAGGCAUAAAUAUGAUAGUGAUGGAACCUUACGAACAGAAAUAUCAACCUCUAGAACUUUUCCAUUGAGGAAAAAAUAUAGCAGAAUUGUGCAGCAAAGCUCACAUGGUAACGAAUUUCCAUCAAGUGUUAGCAAACAAACAACUAUUGGAAUUGCGUCCGAAGGAAAGAACAAGAGUCCCUGCUUUCCUGCACGAAGGCGAUUGAAGGCAGGAUCGAUUAAUAUGUUCAACUCUGCUCCUUCUAAUCAAACUAACCUUAACAAAACCUCAAUUGGUGUUUCUGAUUUGACCCACUUGAGUAGCUCCAGUAUAGGAGCGUCAGGGAAGGAGGUAUUUGUCCAUGACGGAUAUUUGUUUUCUUCACCAGAAAAAUCACCUUCUAUUAAACAUAAAAAACAGGUUGCUUUUUCAAGUGAACCUGAAAGUCCAUCGUCUUCUCCAUUGAAAAACAAUAAAGGGGAACCCAAAUCAAUAUUGAAAUUACCUGGUUCUGAAUACGUUUCUAAGUCUUUUAUAACGUUAGAAACAAUGCUGAAUUUGGACUUGAGCAAAAAUGAAUCAUGGCCACCUGGUGUGAUUUUACAAAUUCCUAGUAAUCAUCCAAACAUUAAAAAAAAAGUUCAUGAAUGUGCAUUGGGGCUAAUUGAUAAACAGUUCCACAAGCAAUAUCAAGUCUAUGCUUCCUUAAACCAUAUGAUUAAAGAAAACCCCAAGGUUACAUAUGGCGAAAAUAUUUUCACUAAGGAUAUUGUUCGGAAUAUCAUUGCCUCAGUUCAACUAGAACUACUAAAAUUAUUAAAAGAAUUUAAAGAAGGGUCGAAUCCUUUUCAGCAACGAACCGCCUCCCAAGGCCUAAAGCUUAUUGUAUUUUUAAAUCCAUUAGCAACAAAUCUAUCGGGAUUGGGUAUCCUAUUUGACAUUUGUACAGAUCUUCUGAAAAGUGAGAACAUAAGUAAAGGAGUAACUUCGUCUGUUUUUCAGUUUGUCAAAGUUUUACCAGAGAAAUAUUAUGGAAAAAUGGAAUCAAUAGGAACAAGCAUUGUUCAAAUGAAGCAUUUCACCAGUGCGUCUGUGACUUGCGAAAAACUCAACAUACUUCGGAGGUUUGUUAUAUUACAACCUGUAACAAUGAGUAAAUGCAGUUACCAAAUAAUCAGUUAUGUUUUAUUCACCAUAUUAAACACUGACGUCCAAGCAUAUCAAAAGGUUCUAAAUAGUGCAAUUUCAGUUCUAACGUGUCUUGCAAACAAUAAAGAGUCCAAAGCUAUGGUUGUUAGAAUAUUAAGUGAAGAACUUGAAAGUUCCUUUUCAUCGAUUAAAACAAGUACGGAGAUACAACUUCAUUCAAGGAUGACAAUAGCACAAGCUAUUUGUGAGACUUUAAAAUAUUUAAUUCACAUCAAUUAUUCGGUCCAAGCAGCUAAAAUAUGGACUUAUCUACUAUAUUUGGUGUCGUUCAACCGGAAAAAGUUCAUCCUAGAAAAUUGGGAUUCUUACAUUUAUUUUGAACCGGUUUUCAGGGAAUUGCUUGAAAACCCGGACACUGUAAUUAUAGCCCUGGAAUCGUGGAAAGUAAUGGUUUAUAAUUUCCAGACCUUGACGAUUAAAGAUUGGGAGACCGAGCAACUAAAACAUAAGUUGAAUUCUUUAUUGUUCCCAUUUUUUAAUACUAAGUUGAUUGUUGGAGGCACAAAAUUGAAACAAUGGAGUAAUCACCAAAGCUAUGUUAUACUAUAUGCUCGGAUUUAUUAUGCGAUGAGAUUGAAAAUGGAGGAAAUUACAUUUGGUCCACAUUUGGCAUUACUAUUAGAUCAUGUUCUUACACCACUUUAUAGCUUGACGGAAUGGGAUACUACAUUUUCAUACAUCCUAAAAUCCGUAUUUUUAUCUGAUAGAUAUCUCCACGUUGAAGAUCCAAAUGCAUGCUUUUGGUUUUCGGAAUUUGAAAAAUGGAAAGGUAGACUUCUACCUUUGCCAAAAAUGAUUUUCAGAAAUCCAGAAGUCUUCAGUGUAAUUUUGAGAUAUAACACAACAACUGGAUCGUCAAGAUCAUUUAAUAUACUACAGAGUACGAUUAAUAUCAGUGUUUAUUAUCCUUUGGAAAACCUGAAGUUGGCAUGCCCAUACAAGGAGUAUUGUCAGUUUGCAUGUUCAGUAGGAGAGGCUAUUCUCGAGAUUUUUGAGCAUCAUAUUUAUCAGAACCGUUCUGCUGAUGAAUUAUUUUCCUUAGUUAAAGAUAUGGACGAUUCAACUAAGUUUGUGAGGAGGGACACUGAAAAUCACACAGCGCUCUUGAUGACGAGAGUUAUCAACAAAAUAAGUAAGACAGGAAAUGAUGCAAUAUUGUUGUCAUUUUUAGCCUUAUGUUUUAGAAGCUGUGAUAGAAUAAAGUUGUUCUACUGCUGCAUGGUUUCAGACAUCUUCGAUAACGCAUCUUUAAUAAAUCAUUUUCAAGAGAAAAUAGACACUUUCAUUUUAUUCUUGAACUAUGCGGAGAAUUUAGAGAAAAUCGAAAUUCCCGAAUCAGAACAAAUUAAGAUGGUUUCAAAUUUUGAAAAGAUGAUGAUGGUUUUUGACAACCAGAGCUACAGUAUUUUGUUCCCAAAAUAUAUUAGCUUUCUGAAAAAUUGCCGGGUUUUAUGCACCGUUACGGACGAACUAAAAUUUAGAAUGUUGUUGGCUAUUUUAAAGUUGAACAAGAAAUGUUCUGGAGAUAUUGACAAGUUUUGUGAGCAGACUCCUAUUGAUUUUUUGCAAUCUGGUUUGCGCUUCUUUGAUAAUGAAACCGAAGAUUAUGAUCAUGCUUUGGAACUAGUUGAAUUUCUCAGGUCUUUUAGGAAUAUUGAAUCGAUACCUCAAUCUUGGUUGGAUGAAAUUAGCUAUAAAUUGGGGCUUUUAGUCCACCCGGAAAUUGAAUUUGACACUGAACUUCACGAUAAACUGAAAAUCAUAGGAUCACGAUUAUCCCUCAAAGAAAGUAAUAGAAUAAAAAAACUAGCAAUCAGGCGGAAGGUGAAUCAUUCCCCCUUGAUUGCUGACUCAAUUUCUGGGUUCUCUGAUAACAUUAACCGGAAAAAAAAAGUAGAUUAUGAGCUGAGCAAAGAUGAUACAUCGAAUGAUACAAUAACCUCUAAAAGUGUUAGCACCCCUAUUGACCUGAAAGCUAUCAAUAAAAUUGACAGUAGCAGUUCCAAAAAACCAAGGAAUAUGGAAAGAGAAUCUGAACACAGAGAUAAAACAAUUAACAAGAAUUCUUUUGUUCGUGAAAAUUCCAAUUUUGGCGAAGCACCAAUACCUAUUCGUAACUUGAAAUCUUUCAUCAUUGAUAGUAUAAAUAUCGAAGAAGAGAUUGGUGAAUUACCAACAGUUCGGGUUCCAUCAAGCUCCCCGAAACCUAAUAUAUCUCAGGAAGAGCAUACCUCUCCAGCAAAACGUACUAGAUCGAGGCAGAAUGUAGAGCUGAGCAGCAUUGAAAGUUUAGAUGAAUGGACGGCUCGACUGCGUAUGAAGACAAGAAAAGAUAGGAGGGAAAACAAGAAGGAAUCUCCUGAGAAUUCUGGUGUUGGAUCUCAAAGUGGAUCAGGAACAUGUAAAUCAGAGGAAACCAAAAGUCUACUGACACAGACUGAUAUGGAUCAGUUCAAGGUAUUAUUAAAAAAAUUCAAUAGCAGGCCGUUUUUCGUUACUCAAGAAGAAAAGGAUGAGUUAGAAAGCAGUAUUUUGUCUUUAUUAUUAAAAUUGAAACACCAAUAG
Messenger RNA from Pichia kudriavzevii, 4056 nucleotides. RefSeq lists its product as uncharacterized. Bases 1 to 4056 code for a protein of 1351 amino acids. The transcript has a single exon. The record is from RefSeq and is a predicted model, not a curated record. Lineage: Eukaryota; Fungi; Ascomycota; Pichiomycetes; Pichiales; Pichiaceae.